AUGGGAGUUUAUUGGUUACAAGGUGUUCAUAUGAUUCAUUGUGCCUAUAACAGCAUGUGGAUGGGACAGUUCAUACAACCAGAUUGGGAUAUGUUUCAAUCUGAUCAUUGUUGUGCAAAAUUCCAUGCUGGGUCCAGAGCUAUCUGUGGAGGACCUGUUUAUGUGAGUGACUCAUUGGGUGGCCAUGAUUUUGAUCUCUUAAAGAAGCUGGUAUUCCCUGAUGGUACCAUCCCCAAAUGCCAAUAUAUGGCUCUCCCGACAAGAGACUGCCUCUUCAAGAACCCCCUCUUUGACAGCAAAACCAUUCUCAAAAUUUGGAACGUCAACAAGUAUGGAGGUGUGGUUGGUGCAUUUAACUGCCAAGGUGCUGGAUGGGACCCUAAGGAGCAAAGGAUCAAAGGCUACUCCCACUGCUACAAGCCAAUAUCAGGUUCUGUUCAUGUGAGUGACAUUGAAUGGAAUCAAAAGAAGGAAGCAACUGAAUUGGGAGAAGCUGAAGAAUAUGCUGUCUAUCUAACUGAGGAUGAGAAAAUAUUCACAACAACUACAAAUUCCGAUGACAUUCCGAUCGUCAUCCAGUCGUCUACUUUCGAGAUCUUCACCUUCGUCCCAAUCGAGAAACUCGGCCGGGCCGCAAAAUUCGCACCUAUCGGACUAACCAACAUGUUCAACUGUGGAGGGUGCAUUCAAGAACUAGCUUACAAUGGGACUAAUGCAGACAUUGAAGUUAAGGGUGGAGGAAAUUUCUUGGCCUAUUCCAAUGUUUCACCUAAGAAAUGUUACCUAAAUGGCUCAGAAGUUGGAUUUGAAUGGUCUGAAAAUGGAAAAUUGGGAUUGUUCCUUCCAUGGAAUGAAGAAACUGAGGGCAUUUCUCGUAUUACUUUUGUUUUCUGA
This is a messenger RNA of Fraxinus pennsylvanica, 894 nucleotides long. NCBI's taxonomy places the organism in Eukaryota, Viridiplantae, Streptophyta, Magnoliopsida, Lamiales, Oleaceae. The record is from the annotation of a GenBank genome assembly.